This is a messenger RNA of Ilex paraguariensis (yerba mate), 955 nucleotides long. Lineage: Eukaryota; Viridiplantae; Streptophyta; Magnoliopsida; Aquifoliales; Aquifoliaceae. The record is from the annotation of a GenBank genome assembly.
AUGGCGAAGAGAUCACGCAAGGAGUCUUCAGCAGCGGACCUUCUGGUCUCUCCUUUGCCUAAAACGAGCCCUAGCAAAUCUCCCAGCGAAUCUCCGGUGGAAUUCGAAUUCAAGCUCAACGCAUUCAACACUACCACAUCAUCUUCGAAGAAGAACUUCAAUCGUAAGAACUGUGGAGCAUCGACUCCUGUGCCAAUGCAACCUACCGGAUCGCCACCGUCGCUGAAAAACCUAAGCACAAUCUCGGAUCUGAAGAACUUGGCUGUUUCGAAGAUGGAGUCCAUCAAGCGCCAACUGGAUCGGUCUCAUUUGGAGAUACUGAAGGAUGUUGAGGCUUCUCAGUCUCGUCUUCACAAGCGCUUCAAGAUUCAAACACAGGCAUGCCAGCAAGUGAUGGAUGAAGCAGACAGGGAAUGCAAGAAGAUGGUUGACCAGAUUGAUGAAAGUCGGGAAGCAAUGAAGGCUUCAUAUGCAGAGUUCAUAGCAGCAGCACAGGCUAGUGCAUCUCGCGCGUGCAAAACAUCCAUCCCUAAGCUUUCACAGUCCUUCGAGAAAGCCAUUGAUGCUAUCAAAAGCCGUUAUGGGAUCCCAUCAACUUCAGCAUAAUUGCCAUUGUCAAACUAACAGAAAUUCCUCGACAUCAAUUCCUGGGAAGACAUACAGAAAAACAGUCUGGAGGGUCGUCUUCAUGCAACAGGCAGCAGUGGAGGUGAUGCUACAUUACAUAUGCUUGUGCAAAUUACUGUUUUCCUUCUUAGUUUUACAUCAAACAAAUGAAUGGAUUUCAUACUUAGGCUUCUAAAUGCCAUCUCAUACAUUUUACAAAUAUGAUAGUAGAGAAAAGUUUCUGCUUCAACCGAAGUACUUGUUGCACCUCCAUUCAUGCCAACAAUAUCCUUCCAACAAUUACCUUGGGAUUCGAUGAUUUUACUCUAUUACCGAUUGUUGGAUCGAA